GUAAUGAUCUGUAGUGUGUGCUGGUCGAGGCUGCCGGAGCGGCGUCUCUUCUCUCUCAGUAGCGUCACUUCACAGUGCACGCAGACCUCAACAUGAGAGGGGUGUCAAUCCAGUCGCUGGACUUUUAGAACUUUUACACAACAUUGCUUGCUUUUUUUCUGAAAAUGUUUUUGUUUCUUUGGUUGUAACAAACAUUUCUAAACAUUCUGAGGCGCGAAGGCGUCCCACUUUUAGUCCGUAUGACCGCGGACAGCGAUGAUGGGACAGUUGUGCUGGACGGACAGUCAAUGACAGGAUGGAUAUCAGAGGGAUUCUCUCUAUCGCUGCUGUCUUUGGUUUCUCUGUCGGAGUUUACGGCGAGGCAGGACAGCGUGCUGUGCACCUGAAUACACUACAGAGCUCAGGGCCUCUGUCCUGCUCUGAGGGCUUCACUGAGCUGGGUUAUUACAACGGAUCUGUGUCUCAGACCGACACUGGCUUUUCCUGUCUGAAAUGGACUGAAUUUCCAGACUACAUGCUUCAGUACCCGAAGCGUGGGCUGGGGGACCACAACCACUGCAGAAACCCUGACCGUGAAUCCAACCCCUGGUGCUUCUUCAGACAGAAGUCUGGAGCCGUCGGGUGGGCUUACUGUGACUGCCACCAGGGUGAUGUGCGGUUGGUGGGGGGCUCAUCUAAUAAGAGUGGUCGUCUGGAGGUGUAUCUAAAUGGCCGAUGGGGAUCAGUGUGUGACUCUCACCUGACGGAUCGAGAUGCCAGUGUGAUCUGUCGACAGCUAAGACUCGGUGAAAUCGGCACUGCACUCCGCCAUUCAUAUUUCGGGCCUGGUUCUGGUCUCUUCCACUUUGAGCGUCUCGGCUGCCAUGGAAAUGAAGAAUCUCUGCUCAAGUGCCGGACUAGGAAGUAUGUAUCUGGUGACUGUAACCAUGGCAAUGAGGCUGGAGUCAUAUGUGCUGUACCUGAGGGAAAUGGUGCCCCCCUGAGGCUCGUCGGGGGUCUUGAGGAUUUCGAGGGCCGUGUGGAGGUGUAUUAUAAUGGACGGUGGGGGACCAUCUGUGAUGACGAGUGGGAUGAUAUUGAUGCUGAAGUGGUUUGCAGACAGUUGGGAUUGGGUGGCGUGCCGAAGGCGUGGACCUGGGCUCACUUCGGGCAGGGCACCGGUCCUAUCGCUCUGGAUGGCGUUCACUGCACAGGAAAUGAGCUCUCUCUGGAGGAAUGUCCUCAUGCACCCUGGGGCCGACACAACUGUGACCACAUGGAGGACGCUGGAGUCUCGUGCAACCCGUUUACAGAUGGAGUGUUGCGUCUGGUUGGAGCUGAUAGCCCAUGGGAAGGCCGUCUGGAGGUUUAUCAUGCUGGUGAAUGGGGCACAGUGUGUGACGACAACUGGACCGGACGACAUGCCCAGGUGGUGUGUCGACAGCUGGGUUAUCGGGGGCGAGCUGAGGUGUCUCCAGUUGGGAUGUAUGGCGAGGGUACAGGAAUGAUCCUGCUGGAUGAGGUGACCUGUGAAGGAGGAGAGAGCUCUCUGCUGGACUGUGAUCAUUCUCAGUGGGGUCAGCAUGACUGCUCUCACAGUGAGGAUGUGGGAAUUCGCUGCGAAAGAGAAGGACAGAACAAUGAGAUCCCCGAAGUGGCUCCUGUCACAGGUCCGCUGGUGAGGCUGGUGGACGGAGAGAGCCGUAAGGAGGGCCGUGUGGAGGUGUUCAUUAACGCUCAGUGGGGCAGUGUGUGUGACGACGGUUGGAAUGACAUCAAUGCUCAAGUGGUCUGCAGACAGCUAGGAUUUGUUGGGGUCUCGAAGGCUCGAUCCAUGGCUUAUUUUGGGGAGGGCCAGGGAUCCAUCCAUCUGGAUAAUGUGAAGUGUGUUGGGACAGAAGUUUCAUUGGGCGAGUGUUCAGCUGUCGGGUCGGACGCUCAUGAUUGCAGGCACAGUGAGGACGCAGGGGUCAUUUGUGACUAUGUUACUGAACCCGUAAAAAUGAAUAGUUUUGGCAAACACGAGUGUGGGUUGAGACCAAACACACAGAGACGCAGGAGGAGGAUCAUCGGUGGAGACAAGUCUCUACGGGGGGACUGGCCGUGGCAAGUGUCUCUUUGGCUCAGGUCUCAAUCAAAAGGCUCACAUCCUCUCUGUGGGGCAACUCUCAUCAACUCCUGUUGGGUCAUUACUGCUGCUCACUGCUUUAAAAGGUUUGGUUCAGAUGCCUCCCGAUAUGUCCUGCGGCUCGGCGACUACCACACAGAAGAGCGGGACGAUUUUGAGCGCAGUCUUUCUCCUGAGCGAAUCGUGAUCCACAAAAAGUACCACAGUCAGGGCUGGGAGUAUGACAUUGCCUUGCUGAAGUUAAAGGGCACAGAUGAGAACUGUGUGGCCUUUAACCCACACACGAAUGCUGUUUGCCUUCCACCUCAGAGCAGCAAGAAGGGCAAGAGACCCAUCGCCUGUGUGAUCACCGGCUGGGGAAUUACAGACUCCGAGUAUUCCAGAACUCUUCUGCAAGCUUGGGUACCUCUGCUGCCCUCCUGGAAGUGUAAAAAGCGUUACGGCAGUCGUUUCACCAGCCGCAUGUUGUGUGCUGGCAGCUUGUCCAACCAUCGGCGUGUGGACAGCUGUCAGGGUGACAGUGGGGGUCCGCUGGUGUGCCAAGGGGACGGUGGGCACUGGAUGCUCACGGGUGUCAUCUCCUGGGGUCACGGCUGUGGUGACCCUUCAUAUCCAGGUGUAUAUACACGGGUCGGACGCUUUCUGAAGUGGAUUGAGAAAGUCACACACAGCCCUGCUGAAGCGUGAUAUCAGUGUUGAUGUUAAAACCACUUACCACAUUGUCAACAUAUAUUUAUAUAGUAUCAGUCAAAAAUUGGGAAAUAGUAAGAUUUUUAUUUUAUUAUUUAUAAUUUAGGCUUCAUUUAUUUAAUUAAAAAUACAAUAAACUUGUGAAAUGUGAUUACAAUUUCAAACAACUAUUUUCAUAUUGAAUUAAUUUAAAAUUGUUUGAUUUAAAGCUGAAUUUUCUGAAUCGUUACUCUAAUCUUCAGCAUCACAGGGUCCUUCAGAAAUUUUUCUAAUAUGAUGAUCUGCUGCUCAUGAAAUUAAUAUUAUUAUUAUUUUAGUACCUACUACUGGUUACUAGUUAUUAUUAGUUAAUAAUAUUAUUAUCGGUGUUGGAAACAACACAGGCUCAUUCUG
Messenger RNA from Danio rerio (zebrafish), 3190 nucleotides. NCBI's taxonomy places the organism in Eukaryota, Metazoa, Chordata, Actinopteri, Cypriniformes, Danionidae. The record is from RefSeq and is a predicted model, not a curated record.